Molecule: messenger RNA, 427 nt
Organism: Myzus persicae (green peach aphid)
Lineage: Eukaryota; Metazoa; Arthropoda; Insecta; Hemiptera; Aphididae
Exons: 2
Coding region: 10-423 (137 amino acids)
Source: RefSeq, a predicted model, not a curated record
UCAAUUUUUAUGAAAUAUUUUGCACAUUGUUUUAACAAAAUGUACAAUUAUAGAGAGUAUUGUGCACUUAAUAAUCCAAUAACUAAUUUGUUCAUUAAAUCAAAUGGUUCAAUACUUAUGGAUAAAAAUAAAAAUAAAGGUAGACCUGAUAUUGUGAAGUUGCGCAUUCAAUUAACAUUAAACGAAAUUUUUAAUGGAUCAAUAAAAUCAGUUAAAAUUAAAAGAAAACCUAAUAUUAUUUGUGUUUCAAAAUCAAAUGAAAUACAAGUUCUGAAAAUAAAAAUACCUCGUGGGUUUCCCACAGGAGGAACAUUAAAGUCUGAGGUAUCAAAGCCAGGCAUAGGACAUAAAAAUGUUAAAAGUAUUGUAUAUUACCUAUAUAGGUAUUUAUAUGUCUGUAAAUGUGAAGCAAAUAGAGAAUAAAUUA